CACAUCAAUAUACCUACCUACUACCCAGCUAAUGAUUUCCUUUGAUAAUUCGAGAAAUUAACAUAAAUCUAGAAUAUUAUUGUUAUUCUUAGGCUAGUUUCUUACUAUAGGAAUUCAAAAACUACUGCGCAAUAAGAUCACGAAAGAACUACACACCUAGUAGGUACCUAAUACCUAUCUAGUCAUUAUGGAGGAAUCUGAAUAUAUCCCUACCGACGAGAGUAUCACUUGUUGUGAUUGCCAAAAAAGUGACUAUUUUGACCACACAGGAGACUCAAGUUACUCCUUGUGCAGACAUUGCGGCCAUACAGUAUGCAUGGAAUGCAAAAAGGGUUUCGAAUUUGGUGGAUUUGGAGGUAGAAUUGAAAUACCUGUCUUGAUGGGGCAGGAGUCCAAAGUAUAUGAAGAGGGACCCAUGGUAUUUGCCCACGGAAGAAGUGAGCCAAGCAUAACCAAUAGAAUUCUAGAAAGUCGUAACGAGCCUGUCAUCGUUGAUACCAGUAAGGAGGAACGAGCGGAGAAACUAGAUCCUCAAGGUAAUGAACAUCUUGGUGCACAUAUGAAUUCAUUGCCUAGUCCAUUCGAAGAAGAUUCCGAGUCCUCUGACGCAUCAUCUUGCAAUGAUUCAAUUUUCUCCGGGCCAGCUUCUAUUGCUAGCACUCAAGAAUCCUUAAUGGAUCCGAUAAUAGUCCCUCUAGCGAUUGAAGAAUUCACGCACCUGCUUUGCCAAGACGAAGCGAUGAUGGCAGAUAUCUCGAAGGCUGUAUCAACCAAGUAUAUCGAAUUUGACAGAACACGAAAUAGAUUUCGAAAACUCCUAAAACGCCAUGCUUUAGAUCUCAAAGCAGAGGCUCGCAAUGACAGCCACCAAGCCUUUAUAAGACUUGUCAGCUCACUUUCAUCAAGCAUCACUCGGGAGCUCUUUUCGAAAUUUGGCAUGGACAACCAAUUCCAAAUUCCUAGUUUUCUUCAAAAUAUUCCAGAUCGUCGACAGAAAGUCAACGAUUAUAUUCGAAAACAAUAUAAUCACGUCGAGCCUGUUGAGUCCCAAGACGAUAGCGACCAAGACUCUUUGGACGAGGAAGCCGACGAAGAAUUGUACGAUGAAUCUCUUCCACCUCUCGAUCAAUUAUCCCAUUUUAUUACGAGUAGCAUCGCUUAUGAGACUCUGCGUCGACGAUUUCAUGAGUUUGUCUAUCCUAGUUUGAGAUCAAAACUUCGGAACCUGUUGGAAUUGUGGUCAAGGCACGAUAACAAAUAUCACGCCUAUGUACUUCGCUAUGGUCUUCCAAAUCUCGCAGCGGAGCUACAGCACAUCAAUCCUCAUGAAAUCAAAUUUCCACCUGCUGACGAGAGAGUCGAUUACAUGACUCGACUCACUGGAAAUUGCCAGGAUACGAUAGAACGUUGGACUGGGGAACGCUGGGACUGGUCUCCAUUGCCCCGAUGCGCGAGAUCCCUUAAAGCUGGGGAAUCAAGAAUACGAUGGGAGUGUAACUGCGGUGAGAUGAGGCAGGCAGAAGUUCCAUUAGCCUUUAUCAAACGGCUACAGUCAAUUAUUCACAGUCUGCCUCACUCUCCACAGCCCCCUACCGCCUCAUUCCCCGGAGGGUCAAGUGGAUUGGCUAGCACAAGUAAUAACGGAAGCCAUACAAAACCCCCUCAGAAAAUUCAAGGGAAUCAGCAGCCCGCUAGUUCACCUUCAUCUAAUCCGCUCCAGUCAGGGCCAUGGCCUCAAGCUGUCAUUUCCGGUCCAAACACCCUAAGUCAGCGCAUACUGUUCAUCGCCGAAAGAGGUAUGGAAUAUAAAAUGGCACAAAUCGGCGUUGAUGGAAUUUUUGGUGGGGAGUUUUUCAGCAUGUUGAAAAAUGACUAUUUCCGUCUCCGCGGGUUCAUUAGGACUUGGUUCAGUAUUUGGAGAUACUCCCACUGCGAUUUUUACAAGUGCGAAAAAUUUGAUGAUCAUCAGUUCGUCCCAAGACAGAAAAAUGUGUUCCCCGAAGUCACAAACGCGGACUACGAGUAUCAACCACGGCCAAUGGACUUCAUCCCUCCCAUAAGCGAGCACGAAUUUACAAGACGCUUUUACGCAUGUAACAAGGGACGGCUUCCAUUUCAUUGGCAUCAUACGUGUGGGGCAUCGAAAGGGGAUUCCAAUGCCAUCCUAAGCUUCUUUCCAAAGAAGAAGACAGAAUUCAUAGAGACGGGAUCCGACAGGGAGUAUUUCUGGGGGAUUUAUGCCCGUGAGAUGAUUAGCCUCCGAUGGGUGCUAGCUUAUAACGUUGGUUGUGCCUUGCCGAUGCUUGUCGUUUUCGCUGUCCGGAUCCUUCCUGCGGGAUAUGCAACUAACUUACAGGACCCAUCGGUUCCGUUCACAAUGAUGAUUGGGAUGCUAUCAUUGUUCUGGGCCAUUUUCCUCAGCAGUUUGCAGUUUGGAAGAUCAACUGGUUGAGCUCUACUCUGUAAUCGCCUUUCAUAUUAUUGUUUUGGAGUUGACGGAGUGAAGAGAUACAAAAAGUGAUUGAUUAGCCAACAGUAUAACUACAAGGAGUUUUAGUGAUUUAAUGCGCUAUAUUUUGGCCACUAUAAGCUACCUGUAUUAAUAGCGCAUGUCGUCCCUAAAUUCCAUAACGAAUAUAGCGUCUUUCAGAG
Annulohypoxylon maeteangense is the source of this 2652-nucleotide messenger RNA. RefSeq lists its product as uncharacterized. The record is from RefSeq and is a predicted model, not a curated record. Lineage: Eukaryota; Fungi; Ascomycota; Sordariomycetes; Xylariales; Hypoxylaceae. The coding region runs from base 188 to 2452 and encodes 754 amino acids. The transcript is spliced from 7 exons.